AACCCACCCCUCGCUGCCUGCUCCCCCCUCGCUGCCUGCUCCCGCCGGGGUUUUGGAGAUCAUAUUCAUUGGAGAACACUAGAAGAUGGGAAGAAAGAAGCAGCAGCCAGUGGUUUGCCUCUUAUGGUUAUCAUCCACAAGUCUUGGUGUGGAGCUUGCAAAGCUUUAAAGCCAAAGUUUGCUGAAUCCAAGGAGAUCUCUGAACUUGCCCAUAAUUUUGUUAUGGUCAACCUUGAGGAUGAUGAAGAGCCAAAGGAUGAAGCCUUUAGUCCUGAUGGAGGUUACAUUCCCAGAAUCCUUUUCAUGGACCCCAGUGGAAAAGUCCACCCAGAAAUCAUAAAUGAGAAAGGAAAUCCCAGCUACAAGUAUUUCUAUACCAAUGCUGAUCAAGUUGUCCAAGGGAUGAAGGAGGCCCAGGAGAAGCUAACAGGUGAUGCUUUCAAACAAAAACACCUGGGAGAUGAACUAUAAUGAAUACACUGAAUGAUGCUUUUCCAUCACUUCAAAACUCUAAAAGGAAAUGAUUAAACAGACCAAGAAUGUAGCUGCACUGGAGGGACAUAAUUCUCCUGUCAACAAUGUUAAGUUAAACCCUGUUUGGAUUUCACACAUAUACAUCAGUUACAGUGUUAUCUCCUCCUCUGCCUGGCAGUUUGUACUGUAAUGGUUAUUUGCAACUAGAUAAUGUGCAAACACAUCAGUUUGUGUGUUUGAGCAACCACUAAUAUUUGGUGUUAAAAGGGAGAUGUGUAGGGCAAAACAUUAUUUGAGGACAAACAGUGCAAUUGGAAUAACUAGAAGUAGCCAACAUUUUGAUGCUUAGUCAGGGUUGGAUCCCUCUUUUCUCACUGGUAUUAUGUGAUCCCAUUGUUUUUACUGGGGAUUGCUAUGAAUGGGGCAUGUUCCUGGGCCUGGUGUUUUCUAGACAUCCCAAACUAUGAAUUCUGUCACUAAGCCAAGUAGAAUAAAUUUCAUGAAUGUCCAAGUAGCAUGUGAAAUUACUAGCUCUGCAAACAUAUUUUUGGGUAAAACUGUUUGUGAUUCAUCUUUAUUUGCCUUUGGGCAGAAAUUUAAUUUUUUCCUUGUGCACUCACCUUUUGAUUGUUUUAUCAAGUGAGAAUCGGUUAUGUUGAAGCUUUAUGGUGGUUCCCCUUUUGUUCUUUGAAUGUUUUUUGGCAAAUGCCUUGCCAUCACAUUGUACUGUAUUUUUGUACCAGGGUGAAAAUUAAACCUUUUUAAACAUAAGCAUGCAGACAGUGUUUUGUGGUAAAGGGCAUAGCUUUCCAUUCUUAAGGAUGGGGGAAUAUAUUUUUCUUUAUGUUGCAGUGGUUAUUAAUGUUGAAUGUCACAGCUGAAGAAGGUUUCUGCUUUUUAUAGUUAAAAAACAACAGUUGCUUUUC
This is a messenger RNA of Aptenodytes forsteri (emperor penguin), 1400 nucleotides long. RefSeq names its product thioredoxin domain containing 12 (gene TXNDC12). The transcript has 7 exons. Lineage: Eukaryota; Metazoa; Chordata; Aves; Sphenisciformes; Spheniscidae. The record is from RefSeq and is a predicted model, not a curated record. The coding region runs from base 124 to 471 and encodes 115 amino acids. Gene Ontology annotation, cellular component: endoplasmic reticulum.